Molecule: messenger RNA, 996 nt
Organism: Toxotes jaculatrix (banded archerfish)
Lineage: Eukaryota; Metazoa; Chordata; Actinopteri; Toxotidae
Product: free fatty acid receptor 3-like
Exons: 1
Coding region: 1-996 (331 amino acids)
Biological process (GO): cellular response to fatty acid; G protein-coupled receptor signaling pathway
Cellular component (GO): plasma membrane
Molecular function (GO): G protein-coupled receptor activity
Source: RefSeq, a predicted model, not a curated record
AUGCUGUGCAGUCGCCUUUUGCUUUCUGUCUACAUCCUCACCUUCCUGAUGGGGGUCCCUGCCAACAUCCUGGCAUUCUGCACCUUCUGCCGCAAGGUGCACCGCAAGGCAACCCCGAUAGACAUCCUCCUGCUCAACCUCACCAUCUCUGACCUCAUCUUCUUGGCUUUCCUGCCAUUUAAAAUGAAGGAGGCCUGGGACGACAUGGCCUGGAUGCUGCCCUUUCCCCUGUGUCCCUUCACCGGUUUUCUGUUCUAUGUCACCAUCUACAACAGCACUCUGCUCCUCACGGCCGUGAGUGUGGAGCGUUACCUGGGGGUCGCCUACCCCCUCAGGUACUCCCUGUGCCGCCGGCCUCGCUACGCCGUGCUGGCCAGCAUCAUGUUCUGGGUGGUGACCUCUCUGAACCUCAGCAUCGUCUACAUCAUACCCUACGCCCAGUGGAGUAAAGGUGCAGAGAGUGACAACAACAAUGGCAGCACCACCAGCAGCCCAGCCCUGCCUCCACCCACCUGCUACCUGAAUUUCAGUGAGGACGAGCUCAAAAUCCUGCUGCCGGUCCGCCUGGAGCUCUUCUUCGUUCUCUUUUGUGUCCCCUUCUUCAUCUGCAGCUUCUGCUACGUCAACUUCAUCCUCAUCCUGUCACGUCUUCCAAACAUCGGCAGGCGGCGGAGGCUGCGUGCCAUAGGUCUGGCGCUUGGCACACUCAUAGUUUUCGGCGUCUGCUUCGGGCCUUACAACGCCUCCCACGUGGUGGGAUUUGUCCGGAAGGAGAGCGAGGGGUGGAGGAACGUGGCGUUGCUCUCCAGCACCUUCAACGCCUGCCUGGAUCCAUUUAUCUUCUACUUCUCCUCAGCAGCUGUCAGGAGCAUGUUAAAUCACUGCUUCAGGAACAUCAUGGCAAAGCUGCACAUUCUCCGGUGUGGAGGGGCUCUUCACUGUCCUCACCGGACACCCCCCAAGACUGAAAAGUACAAGGAAGCAGCCCCUCCUUAA